AUGAGUACUAAUACACUUGUUAAUGAAAAUUUAAAUAAUAAUAAUUCAACAUUAAUUAAUGAUGGUCCUAUAGCUCAUCUUGAUCAUAUGUUAAAUAGUCUUCAUGAUGAACAACAAUCAACACGAAUACAAUCAAAUGUAUCAAUUGAUUCAUUUGAUAAUAAAUCACAUCGAAUGAAUCAUCGUUCAACACCACGAACAACAAUAACAGAUGGAAAAAUUGUUGAAUGUUCAUCAGAAAAUGCAAUUGUUUAUCGAUAUUAUACAGGAGAAUCAAGUUCGGUUAUUGAUGAACAUUUUGAUAAAGCACUUAAACAACCAAUUUCAUUUAAUUCAACAAGAACAAUUCCAACACGAGAUCCUCGAACAUCAUCUUAUGGUUAUUCAAGCAUGAUGAGUCCAUCAAGUACUUUCUGGCCUAAUUUUAUGGCAUCACCAACUUCGUAUCCACAUCCAACUUAUCUUCCAACAUCACAAAAUGAAUAUACUGAUUGGAUGCAUCAUCAUCAUACGUAUCGUUUACCGUAUUCAACAAAUCCAACAGCAACAACACCAUCUUCAUCAUGUUCAUCAAAUAUGUCAAGCAAUCAUUUACAUCCAAUUGGAUCACCCAAUAAUACAAAUAAUAAUAAUAAUAAUAACAAUACAGGACGUUAUCAUCAUCAUACACCACCCGAUAUGGAUGUUGUUACAGCAGCAGCUAUUGGAGCUGCAGCCGCUGCACAAAUGUUUCAUAAUGAAAAACAAUCUCAUCAUGGUUAUACACCAACAUCUCAUCAUUUUGAUUAUCAUCUUGGUGGAUCAAUGAUGGCUACAGCAUCCUAUGCAUUUCCUACUCAAAGUUUUGAUUUAAUGGGUACAAAUACAUCAUCAAUGGGUUUAGAAAAUCCAAAUAUUAAAGAUUCAACAGCAUCACCACCUUGGUAUUCAAAUCAUCAUUUGUCUUGUUAA
Messenger RNA from Adineta steineri, 951 nucleotides. Lineage: Eukaryota; Metazoa; Rotifera; Eurotatoria; Adinetida; Adinetidae. The record is from the annotation of a GenBank genome assembly.